Zea mays is the source of this 2332-nucleotide messenger RNA. Its product is annotated as Oligopeptide transporter 5. Gene Ontology annotation, biological process: transmembrane transport. The record is from RefSeq and is marked validated. The coding region runs from base 71 to 2149 and encodes 692 amino acids. The transcript has 2 exons. Gene Ontology annotation, molecular function: oligopeptide transmembrane transporter activity. Lineage: Eukaryota; Viridiplantae; Streptophyta; Magnoliopsida; Poales; Poaceae.
GCGGAGGAGACACAGAAAAUUCUCCAUCGUCGGCCACCAGAGGGAGAGGACGAGCGUCGAGCGCGCCCCCAUGGCCAAAACCCACGAAGAGGGAGCGGGAGCGGAAGCGGAAGAGGUGAACGAGCACCCGAUCGAGGAGGUCCGGAACACGGUGCCCACCACCGACGACCCGUCGGAGCCGUGUCUGACGUUCCGGACAUGGGUGCUGGGGAUGUCCUCCUGCGUGCUGCUCUCCUUCGUCAACGAGUUCUUCAACUACCGGUCGUCCCAGCUGAGCAUCGGCACGGUGCUGGUGCAGAUCGCGUCGCUGCCCAUCGGCCGCCUCAUGGCGUCCACGCUGCCGGGGCGUCCCGUCCGCGUGCCUCUCAUCGCCUGGUCCUUCUCCCUCAACCCGGGCCCCUUCAGCCUCAAGGAGCACUGCCUCAUCACUAUCUUCGCCGGCGCCGGCUGCUCCGGCGUCUACGCCCUCAACAUCGUCGCCAUCGUCAAGGUGUUCUACCGGCGGCAGAUCAACCCGUACGCCGCCAUGCUGCUGGCGCAGACCACCCAGCUGCUUGGGUACGGGUGGGCUGGCCUCUUCAGGAAGUUCCUCGUCGAUUCCGCCUACAUGUGGUGGCCCAUCAACCUUGUCCAGGUCACGCUCUUGAGGGACUCGGUGACGGCGCAGCAGAUCGGGUCGGGCCUGCGGGGCCUCGGCAUCGGCUCCUUCGGCCUGGACUGGAACACGGUGGCCGGCUUCCUCGGCAACCCGCUGGUGUCGCCGGCGUUCACCGUCGUCAACGUCAUGGCCGGGUUCGCGCUCACCACCUACGUCGCGCUGCCGCUGCUCUACUGGACGGACACCUACAACGCCAGGCGCUUCCCGCUCAUCUCGCCGCACGUCUACGACGACGCCGGAAGGCCCUACGACACUGGCCGCGUCCUCAACCGCGACACCUUCACGCUCAACCUCGUCGGCUACGACGCCUACAGCCGCAUCAACGUCAGCGUGCUCUUCGCUGUCAACUACGGCAUCGGCUUCGCCAGCCUCAUGUCCACGCUCUCGCACGUCGCGCUCUACCACGGAAGGGAGGUCUGGGACGGCCUCUGCCGGAAGCGGCAGCACCAGAAGACAGAUGUCGACGACGUGCACACGAGGAUCAUGAGGCGGAACUACAAGCCCGUGCCGCAGUGGUGGUUCCACCUCAUGCUCGCCGUCGUGCUCGCGCUCUCGCUCUUCACCUGCGAGGGCUUCGGCCAGCAGCUGCAGCUCCCCUACUGGGGCCUCCUCCUUGCCUGCGCCAUCGCCUUCGCCUUCACCCUCCCCGUCGGUGUCAUCUUCGCCACCACCAACAUGCAGCCGGGGCUCAACAUCGUCACCGAGCUCAUCAUCGGCUACCUCUACCCGGGGAAGCCGCUGGCCAACGUGGUGUUCAAGACGUACGGCUUCAUCAGCAUGGGCCAGGCGCUGGCGUUCCUGGCCGACUUGAAGCUGGGCCACUACAUGAAGAUACCCCCGAGGUCCAUGUUCUUCGCGCAGCUCGCCGGAACGCUCACGGCGUCCACGGUGCACUUCGCCACCGCGUGGUGGCUGCUCACCACGGUCAAGGACAUCUGCGACGUGGGCAGGCUCCCCGCCGGCAGCCCCUGGACGUGCCCCGGCGACGACGUCUUCUACAACGCCUCCAUCAUCUGGGGCGUCGUCGGCCCGCUGCGGAUGUUCGGCAGCCUCGGUAACUACUGGCAGAUGAACUACUUGUUCCUCGUCGGCCUGCUGGCGCCGCUGCCCGUGUGGCUGCUCCAGCGUGCGUACCCGACCAACCGCGUGCUCGCCGGCGUCAACCUGCCGCUCGUCUUCGCUGGCGCCAGCGGGCUGCUCCCCGCGCGCAGCGUGAACUUCAUCAUGUGGGGGCUCCUCGGAUUCAUCUUCAACCACGUCGUGUACCGCCGCUACAAGGCCUGGUGGAUGCGACACAACUACGUGCUCGCCGCCGGACUCGACGCCGGCGUCGCGUUCAUGGGCGUCCUCACCUUCGUCGCGCUGGGUUACUUCGACGUCUACGGGCCGCAGUGGUGGGGCAGCGUCGCCGACGACCGCUGCGACCUGGCCGCUUGUCCGACGGCGCCAGGAGUCGUCGCUAAGGGAUGCCCAGUGGUGGCGGCAGAGUGAUAACAUAACACAAAAGGAUCUGUCGUCGUCGGAUCAGAAUCAGAACCAUGCAUCCGUCUCUGCAUGCAUGUCCAAGUUAAUUAACGAGAAGAUGGAUCUGCUUGUAAAUUAGUUUAGCCCUUGUUUUAUUUAGUAGUACAAAUGUUGUGUGUAUCUCUACUAUAUUAAAUUACCAGUUUCAAC